This is a messenger RNA of Capsicum annuum, 3263 nucleotides long. RefSeq names its product cycloeucalenol cycloisomerase. NCBI's taxonomy places the organism in Eukaryota, Viridiplantae, Streptophyta, Magnoliopsida, Solanales, Solanaceae. The transcript has 9 exons. Gene Ontology annotation, molecular function: cycloeucalenol cycloisomerase activity. The record is from RefSeq and is a predicted model, not a curated record. Bases 2108 to 2971 code for a protein of 287 amino acids.
CACAGAGCAAAUCGAUACGCUUUAAGUGCACCGAUACAAAACAAAGCAAAUAAAAUCCACACUCUUAGUAAUACAUUUUUUAAGUUCUCGCUUUUCAAAUAAAUACAUGACAUAUGUUUAUUGUCUCGGAUAAUUUCCUUUAGAAAAUUUAGCAGUAAAUUUAUUUUUAUUUUCACAAGUUCAAACCAAUGAGACAAAUUUUCAUAAACAUGCAAUGUAAGACUGGUGUAAUAAAUUCUUGUUCUAUGACCCUUUCUCAAAUCUUACACAUAACGAGAGAUUUUUAGUAUAUCAGACUGUCCUUUUUUUAAUCCUCCUCCUACUACUUCCUUCAUCCAUCUUUACUUAUCGAUUAUAUUAAAAAUAGAUAUCCAACUAUGCUUAUUCGGUUUAAAAAAUUAAUGGAUAAUUAUUCAAUGCAUUUUCAUAACUUUAAAUUUAUUAUUCAAAGGAUAAUAUCAUCAAAUUAUCUCUAUCAUUUAUUGUUUGUUAAAGCCAAGUUUAGUAUAGUAAUCUCUCUGUUUAGAUCCACUCUCAUUUGUUUAAUCCUAAAACUGAUCUGUCUUUUUCAGAUUUUUUUUGGAAAACACAAAAAUAAAUAAAUAAAAGAUCCAAAAAUAUAUAUUAAAAAAAGAAAACUAGGUAGCUAUAGUAGAUUGUCCUUUAUUAUUUUUUUUCUGCUGUAUAUGUAUAUUCUCUUCAGUCUUCUUUAUUUACUCUCUUCCUCAUCAUACAUCAGUGGACUCCUUUUAGGUAUUUUUUGCACCUUAUUCUAAAUUUUUGAUGCUUAAUUUGAAAAGGGUAUUUUUUGUGACUAUAAUGUUAAUUGCACUAUUUAAAAAUCCCAUUUUUUUUAAAUGUAAUAUUGAUAUUUAAUUUGUGGGUCAGCUUUAGUUUUAUUGUUCUUGAAUGUUCUUUUAGUAAAGAUUAGUUCUUGGAUUUUUUUAAGUGUUCUUGGAUGUUCUUAUAAUAAAGAUUAAUUCUUGGAGUAUUUUAUUCACAUAUGGAUUUGCCUAUAUUGUUGUAUAUGAAAUUUAAGGGCAAGUGCUAUUUGUGAUUUUAGCUAUAAAUAAUCUUGGAUUUUCUCCAAGUUCAAUUUUUGAGUGAGGAUUAAUCAUUGAGCUGUUUAAUUUAUAAUUGCACUAUUUAAAAAUGCCACCUAAUGUGCAUAUUUAUUUUGUGGGUGAACUUUAGUUUUAUUGUUCUUGGAUGUUCUUAUACUAAAGAUUGAUUCUUGGAUUUUUUUUUUUAAUUUCUUUUGGAUGUUCUACGAAAGAUUGAUUCUUGGAAUAAUUUUUAGUAAUGGGGUUUCACAUUUGAGUUUUCCUGAGUAUAAAGGGCAUGUUCUAGUUUGUGAUUUUAGCUAUAAAUAUCUUGUGAUUUUACCUGUGAUUUCUGUUGCUGGUUGGAGGUAAAAAGUUCAAAUUUUUUAGUGUCGAGGAAGCUCAUCGAACUAUUUGUGGGUUUAAUUUAUAAUUGCAUUGUUUAAUUUAUAAUAAUUAGUUUUGUUGUUCUUGAAGGUUUUUAUACUAAAGAUUAAUUCUUGAAAUAUUUCUUUCGUUGUUCUUGGAUGUUCUUAUAUUAAAGAUUAAGUCUUAGUGUAUUUUUUGUAAUGGCUACCGGAAACAGCCUCUCUACUCCCUCGGGGGUAGUGGUAUUGGUAUGGACUGCGUACAUUUUACCCUCUCCAGACCUCACUAUGUGGGAAUAUACUGGGUUUGUUGUUGUAUUUUUUGUAAUGGGGUUUCAAGUUAUUCACAUUUGGAUUUGCCUAUAUUGUUGCUUAUGAGUUUGAGGGCAAGUUCUCGUUUGUGAUUUAGCUAUAGAUAAUCUUGAAUUUUCAGGUUAUUUAGAUUUGGAUUUGUUUAUAUUGUUGAAGGGGAGCCUUGGGUAACUGGUAAAGUUGUCACGUGACCUCCUAGUCACAUGUUCAGUCAUGGAGACAGCCUCUUACAGAAAUGCAAGGUUAUUCACAUUUGGAUUUGCCAUAUUGUUGCUUAUGAGUAAAAAGGAAAGUUCUAGUUUGUGAUUUAGCUAUAACUAAUCUUGGGUUUUCUCCAAGUUCAAAUUCUGAGUGAGGAGGAAGCUCAUUGAGCUGUGAAAACAAAUGAUGAAAGGUAAUAAAGUGACUAGUUCAACAUCCAGUCUGUGGUUAGCUCAAAAUCCUAGCAAGAGAUGGGGUGAAGUGUUCUUUUUGCUUUACACUCCGUUUUGGCUCACCUUAUGCCUUGGUGUUGUGGUCCCAUAUAAGCUCUAUGAGGAUUUUACAGAGUGGGAAUACCUCUUGGUGGGGCUUGUUUCUGCACUUCCUGCUUUUAUUGUACCCAUGAUAUUUGUCGGAAAGGCUGACAGGAACACUGCUUGGAAAGAUCGUUAUUGGGUGAAGGCUAAUCUCUGGAUAGCAAUUUUCACUUACGUUGGGAAUUACUUUUGGACCCACUAUUUCUUCACAGUUUUAGGGGCUUCUUAUACAUUUCCAUCUUGGAGGAUGAAUAACGUACCACAUACAACAUUCCUUCUAGCUCAUGUUUGCUUCCUGUUUUACCACGUCUCCGCAAACAUGACCCUUCGUAGACUACAGCAUGCUAUUGCUGAUUUGCCCGAGAAUAUUCAGUGGGCUUUCAAGGCUGGAUGGAUUCUGGCAUAUGCUUAUUUUAUAGCUUAUCUGGAGACAUUGGCUAUUUCCAAUUUUCCGUACUAUGACUUUGUGGACCGAGCAGUCAUGUAUAAAGUUGGCUCAUUGUUUUAUGCGAUCUACUUCAUUGUAAGCUAUCCAAUGUUUUUCAGGAUUGAUGAAAAGCCUGGAGAUUCAUGGGACUUGCCGAGAGUGUCCAUCGAUGCAUUAGGUGCUGCAAUGCUAGUCACCAUUUUACUCGACUUAUGGCGCCUUUUUCUAGGUCCCAUUGUUCCAAUGCCGGAAACCAAACAAUGCGUUCAAUCAGGACUCCCAUGGUUUGCCAUGACAUCUUGAUGGAAUCCGAAUCGCGAGUCACGACGUUAAUACCUUCUGUAAUAUCAGAAGUUUUGGGCUGUUCUUGAAAUGAUGUUGACUAUGAUCAUCAGAUUGAGCCCUUGUUGUACUCUUUACCAACUUUUAGACAUUCUCAGAAUGAUGUUACACUUAUUGAACUUCAUGUGUUAUCAUGUAAAAGCAUUUCAGUUUUCUUGGUGCCUAUGUAUUUCUCUUCAGAGCAACUAGAUUCCUAGUUGUUGUAUGGAAGGAUCGUACCAUAAGAGUCUAUUGUAUGCAGUUUUACCUUGGA